UUUCACGGAAGCUGAAUGGAAAAUACAGACUUGAGCGACUUGUUCCAACGGCGGUCUAUCAGCACAUGAAAAUGCAUAAGCGAAUUCUUGGACACUUGUCAUCUGUCUACUGUGUAACUUUUGAUAGAACUGGCAGACGGAUAUUUACUGGUUCUGAUGACUGCCUUGUGAAAAUCUGGGCAACAGAUGAUGGAAGAUUAUUAGCUACUUUAAGAGGACACGCUGCUGAAAUAUCAGACAUGGCUGUAAACUAUGAGAAUACCAUGAUAGCAGCUGGAAGUUGUGAUAAAAUGAUCCGAGUCUGGUGUCUUCGAACAUGUGCACCUUUGGCUGUUCUUCAAGGCCACAGUGCAUCUAUAACAUCACUACAGUUCUCACCAUUGUGCAGUGGCUCAAAGAGAUAUCUAUCUUCUACAGGGGCAGAUGGCACUAUUUGUUUUUGGCUGUGGGAUGCUGGAACCCUUAAAAUAAAUCCAAGACCUGCUAAAUUUACAGAGCGCCCUCGGCCUGGAGUUCAAAUGAUCUGUUCUUCUUUUAGUGCUGGUGGCAUGUUUCUGGCCACAGGAAGCACGGAUCAUAUUAUUCGGGUUUAUUUUUUUGGAUCAGGUCAGCCAGAGAAAAUAUCAGAAUUGGAGUUCCAUACUGACAAAGUUGACAGUAUCCAGUUUUCCAACACUAGUAACAGAUUUGUGAGUGGGAGCCGUGAUGGAACAGCACGUAUUUGGCAAUUUAAACGAAGAGAAUGGAAGAGCAUUUUGUUGGAUAUGGCUACUCGUCCGGCAGGCCAAAACCUUCAAGGGAUAGAAGAUAAAAUCACAAAAAUGAAAGUAACUAUGGUAGCAUGGGAUCGACAUGACAAUACAGUUAUAACUGCAGUUAAUAACAUGACUCUGAAAGUUUGGAAUUCUUACACCGGUCAACUAAUUCAUGUCCUGAUGGGUCAUGAAGAUGAGGUAUUUGUCCUUGAGCCACACCCGUUCGAUCCAAGAGUUCUCUUUUCUGCUGGUCACGAUGGAAAUGUGAUAGUGUGGGAUCUGGCAAGAGGAGUCAAAAUUCGAUCUUACUUCAAUAUGAUUGAAGGCCAAGGACAUGGUGCAGUAUUUGACUGCAAAUGCUCUCCUGAUGGUCAGCAUUUUGCAUGCACAGACUCUCAUGGACAUCUUCUAAUUUUUGGUUUUGGCUCCAGUAGCAAAUAUGACAAGAUAGCAGAUCAGAUGUUCUUUCAUAGUGAUUAUCGGCCCCUUAUUCGUGAUGCCAACAACUUUGUAUUAGAUGAACAGACUCAGCAAGCACCUCACCUCAUGCCUCCUCCUUUUUUGGUUGAUGUUGAUGGUAACCCUCAUCCAUCAAGAUAUCAGAGAUUAGUUCCUGGUCGUGAAAAUUGUAGGGAGGAGCAACUCAUCCCUCAAAUGGGAGUAACUUCCUCAGGACUGAAUCAAGUUUUAAGUCAGCAAGCAAACCAGGAGAUCAGCCCACUGGACAGCAUGAUUCAAAGACUACAACAGGAGCAAGACCUGAGACGUUCUAGUGAAGCAGGUAUCAGUAAUACCAGCCGUUUAAAUAGAGGCUCUGUAAGUUCUACCUCAGAGGUUCAUUCACCACCAAAUGUAGGACUAAGACGUAGUGGACAAAUUGAAGGUGUACGGCAGAUGCAUAGCAAUGCACCAAGAAGUGAAAUAGCCACAGAGCGGGAUCUGGUAGCUUGGAGUCGAAGGGUUGUGGUACCUGAGCUAUCAGCCGGUGUAGCCAGUAGGCAGGAAGAAUGGAGAACUGCAAAGGGAGAAGAAGAAAUAAAAACUUACAGGUCAGAAGAGAAAAGAAAACACUUUGCUGUUCCAAAAGAAAAUAAAAUACCCACUGUUGCAAAGAAUCAUGCUCAUGAGCAUUUCCUGGAUCUUGGAGAAUCCAAAAGGCAGCAGACAAAUCAACACAAUUAUCGUACAAGAUCUGCAUUGGAAGAGACUCCUAGACCUUCAGAAGAGAUAGAAAAUGGCACUAGUUCUUCAGAUGAAGGGGAAGUUGUUGCUGUCAGUGGUGGAACGUCUGAAGAGGAUGAGAGAGCAUGGCACAGUGAUGGCAGUUCUAGUGACUACUCUAGUGAUUAUUCUGACUGGACAGCAGAUGCAGGAAUUAAUCUGCAGCCACCAAAGAAAAUUCCUAAGCAUAAAACCAAGAAAGCAGAAAGCAGUUCAGAUGAAGAAGAAUCUGAAAAACAGAAGCAAAAACAGAUUAAAAAGGAAAGGAAAAAAAGAUUGGCUGUAGGAGAACUCACGGAAAAUGGUUUGACAUUAGAAGAAUGGUUACCUUCAACAUGGAUUACAGAUACUCUUCCCCGAAGAUGUCCAUUUGUGCCACAGAUGGGAGAUGAGGUUUAUUAUUUCCGGCAAGGACAUGAAGCAUAUGUUGAAAUGGCCCGGAAAAAUAAGAUUUAUAGUAUCAAUCCCAAAAAACAGCCGUGGCAUAAAAUGGAACUACGGGAACAAGAACUGAUGAAAAUAGUUGGCAUAAAGUAUGAAGUAGGAUUACCUACCCUUUGCUGCCUUAAACUUGCUUUUCUUGAUCCUGACACUGGUAAACUGACUGGUGGAUCAUUUACCAUGAAAUACCAUGAUAUGCCUGAUGUUAUAGAUUUCCUAGUCUUGAGACAACAGUUUGAUGACGCAAAAUAUAGGCGGUGGAACAUAGGUGACCGUUUCAGAUCAGUCAUAGAUGAUGCCUGGUGGUUUGGAACAAUUGAAAGCCAGGAACCUCUUCAGCCUGAGUACCCUGAUAGUUUGUUUCAGUGCUAUAACGUUUGCUGGGACAAUGGAGAUACAGAAAAGAUGAGUCCUUGGGAUAUGGAGCUUAUUCCUAAUAAUGCUGUAUUUCCUGAAGAACUAGGUACCAGUGUUCCUUUAACUGAUGUUGAAUGCAGAUCAUUGAUCUAUAAACCUCUUGAUGGAGAAUGGGGUUCCAAUCCCAGGGAUGAAGAAUGUGAAAGAAUUGUUGCAGGAAUAAACCAGUUGAUGACACUAGAUAUUGCUUCAGCGUUUGUGGCCCCUGUAGAUCUGCAAGCCUAUCCCAUGUAUUGCACUGUAGUGGCGUAUCCAACGGAUUUAAGUACAAUUAAACAAAGACUGGAAAACAGGUUUUACAGGCGAGUUUCUUCCCUAAUGUGGGAAGUUCGAUAUAUAGAGCAUAAUACACGAACAUUUAAUGAGCCUGGAAGCCCUAUUGUGAAAUCUGCUAAGUUUGUGACUGAUCUUCUUCUACAUUUUAUAAAGGAUCAGACUUGUUACAACUUAAUUCCACUGUACAAUUCAAUGAAGAAGAAAGUUUUGUCCGAUUCUGAGGAAGAAGAGAAAGAUGCUGAUGUGCCAGGAACUUCUACCCGAAAAAGAAAGGACCAUCAGCCUAGAAGGAGAUUACGUAACAGAGCUCAAUCUUAUGAUAUUCAAGCAUGGAAGAAACAAUGUCAAGAAUUAUUAAAUCUCAUAUUUCAAUGUGAAGAUUCUGAGCCUUUCCGCCAGCCAGUAGAUCUCCUUGAAUAUCCAGACUACAGAGACAUCAUUGACACUCCAAUGGAUUUUGCUACUGUUAGAGAAACUUUAGAGGCUGGGAAUUAUGAGUCACCCAUGGAAUUAUGUAAAGAUGUCAGACUUAUUUUUAGCAAUUCCAAAGCCUAUACACCAAGCAAAAGAUCAAGGAUUUACAGCAUGAGUUUGCGCCUGUCUGCUUUCUUUGAAGAACACAUUAGUUCAGUUUUAUCAGAUUAUAAAUCUGCUCUUCGUUUUCAUAAAAGAAAUACAAUAACCAAAAGGAGGAAGAAAAGAAACAGAAGCAGCUCUGUUUCCAGUAGUGCUGCAUCAAGCCCUGAAAGGAAAAAAAGGACCUUAAAACCCCAGCUAAAGUCAGAUAUCUCUACCUCUCCAUUCUCUACACCUACACGAUCAAUACCACCGAGGCAUAAUGCCACUCAGAUAAAUGGUAAAACAGAAUCCAGUUCUGUAGUUCGAACCAGAAGCAAUCGAGUGGUUGUAGAUCCAGUUACCACUGAGCAGCCAUCUACUUCUUCUGCAGCAAAGGCUUUAAUUUCAAAAGCUAAUACAUCUGCAAUGCCAGGGAAAACAAUUCUAGAAAAUUCUGUGAAACAUUCCAAAACCUUGAAUACUCUUUCAAGUCCUGGUCAGUCCAGUAUUAGUCAUGGCACUAGGAAUAAUUCUGCAAAAGAAAACACAGAAAAGGAAAAGCCAGUCAAACGUAAAGUGAAAUCAUCUGUACUCUCAAAAACAUCCACUCUUUCAAAGUCAUCACCCGUCAUGGAGCAAGCAGAUUGCAGGAACAAUGCUCUUGUACCAGGAAGCAUUCAAGUAAAUGGCCAUGGAGGGCAGCCAUCUAAACUUGUAAAGAGAGGACCUGGAAGGAAGCCUAAGGUAGAAGUUAACACCAAUAGUGGUGAAGUUAUACACAAGAAAAGGGGUAGAAAGCCCAAAAAACUACAGUAUGCAAAGCCAGAAAACUCAGAGCAAAAUAAUGUACAUUCAAUCAGAGACGAAGUAGUUCCUUCUUCAACAUGCAGUUUUCUUUCUGAAACUAAUACUGUAAAGGAGGAUCUGUUACAGAAAAAAAGUCGUGGAGGCAGAAAACCGAAAAGGAAGAUGAAGACACAAAAACUAGAUUCAGAUCUCAUAGUUCCUACAAGUGUUAAAAUGCUAAGGAGAAGUAACCGAAAAAAGACAGAUGAUCCUAUGGAUGAGGAAGAAGAGUUUGAGGAACUUAAAGGCUCUGAACCCCACAUGAGAACUAGAAACCAAGGUCGAAGGACAGCUUUCUAUAAUGAGGAUGAUUCUGAAGAGGAGCAAAGGCAGCUGUUGUUCGAAGACACCUCUUUGACUUUUGGAACUUCUAGUAGAGGACGAGUCCGAAAGUUGACUGAAAAAGCAAAAGCUAAUUUAAUUGGUUGGUAACUUGUACCAAAAUAUUUUACUUCAAAAUCAUAAAGCAGGUACAG
Puma concolor (puma) is the source of this 4990-nucleotide messenger RNA. The record is from RefSeq and is a predicted model, not a curated record. Lineage: Eukaryota; Metazoa; Chordata; Mammalia; Carnivora; Felidae.